GCGAAAGUGAAAAACCAAAAUUAAAAUUAAAAAGAGAGCUGAAUUCUCUUGUUUUUUUUUUCUUUGUUUUAUCAAAAUAAAAACAAUUAGUAUCCAAUUUCAAUGGGGUUUCGACUUGUUCUCGAGGCGGUUUUCGGUUCUGUGCGACGGAAGAAGAUGGCGGGAGGUAGUGGAGCUAUUGUUCGUGGUGGUGGUGGUAGUGGUACUGGUAAGCAGAGAGGUUUCUCCUUAAAUCCAAAGGACUACAAACUUAUGGAAGAAGUCGGCCAUGGAGCUAGCGCCGUCGUCUAUCGAGCGAUCUAUCUCCCGACUAAUGAAGUCGUCGCCAUCAAGUGUUUGGAUCUCGAUCGAUGCAAUAGCAAUCUGGAUGAUAUUAGGAGGGAAUCUCAGACUAUGAGUUUAAUAGACCAUCCCAACGUUAUCAAGUCGUUUUGUUCAUUUUCUGUGGACCAUAGUCUUUGGGUCGUCAUGCCAUUCAUGGCACAAGGCUCGUGUUUGCAUCUUAUGAAGACUGCGUAUUCAGACGGAUUUGAAGAGUCGGCUAUAUGUUGUGUACUGAAAGAAACUCUUAAAGCUCUUGAUUAUCUUCAUAAACAAGGGCAUAUCCACCGGGAUGUUAAGGCUGGAAACAUACUUCUUGAUGACAAUGGGGAGAUUAAGCUUGGCGAUUUUGGUGUCUCUGCUUGCUUGUUUGACAACGGUGAUAGGCAACGUGCAAGAAACACAUUUGUUGGUACUCCUUGCUGGAUGGCACCGGAAGUCUUGCAGCCGGGAAAUGGAUACAAUUCCAAGGCUGAUAUCUGGUCAUUUGGUAUAACAGCGCUUGAAUUGGCCCAUGGUCAUGCACCUUUCUCAAAAUAUCCCCCCAUGAAGGUGCUCCUAAUGACUAUUCAAAAUGCACCUCCCAGCCUUGAUUAUGAUCGUGAUAAGAAAUUUUCUAAGUCCUUUAAAGAAAUGGUUGCAAUGUGUUUGGUGAAAGAUCAAACAAAAAGGCCAACUGCAGAAAAACUGCUGAGACACUCUUGUUUCAAAAACACGAAGCCUCCUGAGCUUUCUGUGAAAAGGUUGUUUGCCGAUUUACCACCUCUUUGGACUCGUGUAAAAUCUCUUCAGGCCAAGGAUGCUGCACAGCUUGCCAUGAAGAGAAUGGCCACUUCUGACGAGGAAGCUAUAUCACAGAGUGAAUACCAAAGAGGAGUAAGCGCUUGGAAUUUUGACGUCAAAGACUUGAAAACACAAGCAUCUUUGCUAAUUGAUGACGAUAGUCUAGAAGAGAGUAAAGAGGAUGAAGAAAUAUUCCGUGCACAGUUUCAUAAGGUGAAUGAAAGAGGGCAAGUAUAUGAUAGUCCUCCACUAUAUGAAAACAUGAACGGAAAGGAAAAGGUUUCCAAUACUGAGCCAACCUACGAAGAGAAAUUUAGUUUUAUUACGACUGCGAAAUCAGAGCCUGACAUUCCCGAGGCCAAGGUUAAGCCAGUAAGACGACAAAGUCAGAGUGGACCACUUGCUAGCAGGACUGUCUUAAGCCACUCGUCUUCUGAGAAAAGUCAUGUCCUUGAAAGAUCCGAGAGUGAACAGCAGAUGGCACCGCCAGGCCGAUCAGGGUUUAGUGGUCCUUUGAAUCUUCCAACCCGUGCUUCUGCAAACAGUUUCUCAGCUCCUAUGAAAUACUCAGGAGGAUUCCGUGAUUCUCUAGAUGAUAAGUCAAAGGCUAAUCUGGUUCAGAAAGGACGGUUUUCAGUAACGUCAGGAAAUCUAGAUCUUGGAAAGGAUGUUCCAUUAAGUAUAGUCCCUCGCCGAUCUCCACAGGCGUCCACUCUGAGAAAAUCUGCGAGUGUCGGUAACUGGAUACUUGAGCCUAAAAUGCCAACAGUUCAGCCUCAGACCAUCAAGGAGGUAAGUAGCCAACCUAUGUCUCCCUCACUCAUCAUGCCUCAACUUCAACAUCUGUUCCAGCAAACCUCACUACAACAGGAUCUUAUUAUGAACUUAAUGAAUAGUGUACAACCCGCGGAGACGACAGAUGGUUCUCAAUCGGGAAAGUUACCACCUUUGCCUCGCUCAGAUAGUAAUGGAACCGUUGAGCCCGUGGCUUCUGAGAGGGAGAGAUUACUACUUAGCAGUAUCUCUGAGCUCCGGGCUAGGCUUGAAGACUUAACUGAGGAACUUGAUACAGAAAAAUCAAAAUACAGCCAACUCCAGCAGAAACUGAAAGCAUUCACUGGUCGCGAACAAGUGUAAGCAGGAGGGAAAGCGACGGUGGAAACACUGAGCUGCACAGAACCUGUAGGAGAAGGAGUGAAGUCUCUUCUGGUAACCACUGAAAACCAGAUAAGAUUGUUCAACAAAAAGUGAGAGGCUGUGAAGCAACAAAAAGCAUAGCAAUUUCUCCAUUUGGGUUCUGUGUGUGUUUCAGACAAACAAUGAUGACGACGACAACAGCAAAACAACUAGGGUCUGCUUCUGAUGUUAAACUAACAGUUGAAGACAGCAGAAACGAAUACAAAAAUAAAAUAAGAAAAAAGGAAGGAGAAGAAAGCUCUCCUUUUGGGGUCUCAACCCCACAUAUUUGCUAAUUUACUUUGAAUAUAUAUUAUCACACGUUUUGAUCAGUUUGUUUUUUUCUUUUUUGGGUGUAUUAAUUUUUGUUAGUGAGAGAAAGGAGAACGCAUUCUUUUGGACCCUUUGUGUAUUGUAGUGAUUUGUAAAUGCAACAUACUUGCUCCGUA
Eutrema salsugineum is the source of this 2729-nucleotide messenger RNA. Its product is annotated as serine/threonine-protein kinase 4. Bases 103 to 2241 code for a protein of 712 amino acids. The record is from RefSeq and is a predicted model, not a curated record. Gene Ontology annotation, molecular function: protein kinase activity; ATP binding; protein serine/threonine kinase activator activity. Gene Ontology annotation, biological process: protein phosphorylation. NCBI's taxonomy places the organism in Eukaryota, Viridiplantae, Streptophyta, Magnoliopsida, Brassicales, Brassicaceae. The transcript is spliced from 22 exons.